Oncorhynchus keta (chum salmon) is the source of this 2987-nucleotide messenger RNA. RefSeq names its product SEC22 homolog C, vesicle trafficking protein (gene sec22c). The record is from RefSeq and is a predicted model, not a curated record. Gene Ontology annotation, biological process: endoplasmic reticulum to Golgi vesicle-mediated transport. Bases 222 to 1013 code for a protein of 263 amino acids. Lineage: Eukaryota; Metazoa; Chordata; Actinopteri; Salmoniformes; Salmonidae. The transcript is spliced from 6 exons.
UUGUUUUCAUCUUUACCCAUAAUGCUUAGCAAAAUAUUAAGAAAGCUAGUGGGUCUUUCAAAGUAUUGGACAACAGUCUACUAUAAAUUACAUGUACAGUAAUUAGCAAAACACAACUAAAGUGUCUACUUUCAUUCACAUGUUGUAUCACAACAAUUAGAGAUAAACAAAAUGUACCGAAGAAUGUUAAGGCUAUGUGAACCCAGUGGCCUGUGUGGACUAUGUCUCUGAUCCUGUUUACCCUGGUGGUGCGGGUCAGGGAUGGUCUGCCUCUCUCAGCCUCCACUGACUUCCAACACAACCCAGAGCUGCAGGAGAGGAAGCAGCAGCUACGGACCAUCUCCAAGGCCCUCAGCCUGUUCCCUGACAGAGGGGUGGUCAAGGGCCAUGACCUCAAUAUAUGUUUCCUCUCCAGUGAGGGCGUAUCCUACAUGAGCGUAUGUGACGCCAGGCUCCCUGCAGCCAUGGCCUUCUGUUUUCUAGAGGACCUGCGCUGGGAGUUCACAGCUCAUAUGGACAGCGCCAAGGUUGCCCUGGCAGCCAGGCCGUACCCCUUUCUGGAGUUCGACAACAGCAUAGCCUGGCUGCAGCAACAGUAUCCUGUGUUGUGUUGCAUCGGUCCUCCAGGUCAGAACCAGAGGUUGGAGCCAGUGACCGCCCCAGGAAUCCUCUCUCUGGUCCUCAACAUCAUGUGUUCUUCUCUGAACCUCAUCAGGGGAGUUCACCUCAUAGAGUACACCUUCCAGGAUGAUUAUGAAGGAAUCUGGAACGUGGUGGCGUUUCUGCUGGCGUUCCUGUGCUGUGUCGGUCAGUGUCACCUGUAUCUGUUCCACUCUUCUCUGAAGAGGGUCAAGUCCCUGACACUGCUGAGUGUGGUUGUGGUCUGUAACUGCUUCCUGUUUGGUCUGAGGAACGUCUGGCAGCUGCUGUUCCACCUGGCGGUGGCUGUCCUCGUCACCCUCCUCACCCUCAACCGGAAACUACACGACAGAACCAAUGACUGCGGGGUCUGAAAGAGGGGGGACCAGUUAGUGCGUAGCACCAUCGCAAUAGGCUAAGGGGAUCCAACCCAGACAGACGUCUCCUAUCAUGUCCAGUGGGAUAUUUACAUUGUUUUGUUUGUAUAAGGAUAAUUUGUUGCUUUAUUUCCAUGUUUAUUUGCACUGCGUUUACGUAGCGUCCCAGGCAGGUUUGAGGAGUAGUGGAGGUCCUAGCCAGGGGGUGUGGUGUUGGAUGGUCCUCAAAUCGUCUUUUAGAAAUUAAUUCCAGAUGAAGACAAUAGUUUUGAACAAAUUACUUGAAUGAUAUGAAUUUGUAAUACUGACUGUCUAAUUAAAGGGCAUCCGUGUGACAUUAGACUAUAGCCAGUCAGACAGUAGGUCUACAUUGGACAAGGUAAUUGAGAUGACAUCAUCAGUGACAUAAAGAACACUCACUGUCCAAUCAGACCACUGCUGUAGCUCAGUAAGUGAUAAUCAACUACCAGUCUGAUUCUCCAGGGUCUAAAUGCAGCUAGUCUCAUAGGAAAUGUACUGUGCUUUCAAUUCAAUUUGAUUUAUUGCUUUCUAUUGCAUUCUGUAGAAUUGACCAAUCAAAAUGUCUCACCAAAGUAUGUUCUGUUGUUUAUGCAGAAAGCUGCCCAAGCAGGAGGUGCUUGCCAUAUCCCUCUAGUUUUACAACCACAACACCAGGUGUUAUUGCUCUUCAUGGUGGUCAGUAAUUGAGGAGUUAAUAUAUAUUUUUUAGAUCAUGGUUUUAUACUUUACAUGGCUAAGUAAGGUAUUAUAUUAUCAAUAUAAUGUAUCUAAUUUGUUGUUCAAGAAGGCUGUUGGUAAUAGUAUGUUGCUUGGUAACAAUGGUUGUAGUUUAUUUUUUCUUUCUUAUAUCUAAAACAUUUGGAAAUCAUAAGUUAAAAUGAAUACAGAAACGUUUUAUAUUGUGUAGUAUAAUAGAUUUUGUAACACCGUAAUAAUGUAGUGACAGUGUAUGUUGCUUUUUGUAGUCCUAAAACGAUAGGUCGAUUUAUGCUUUUGGGGCUUCUGAGUGGCGCAGCGGUCUAAGGCGCUGCAUCUCAGUGCUAGAGGCGUCACUACAGACCCUGGUUUGAUUCCAGGCUGUAUCACAACCGGCCGUGAUUGGGAGACCCAUAGGGCGGCGCACAAUUGGCCCAGCGUCGUCCGGGUUUGGCCGGUGGUAGGCUGUCAUUGUAAAUAAGAAUUUGUUCUUAACUGACUUGCCUAGUUAAAUUUAAAAAAUAUAUAGAUGUGAUUUGGGCUCCUUCCAGUCUGCGAUAUUUCUCAUGUCUAGUCUAAGGGCCCUGUUCAUGUUUUUACAGUUGUAUAGUAAUCUGGUAACUAAGAAAUAUAAUUAAUUUCAGCAGAAUUUGAGCUGAAAAUACACAUUUGGAAGAAACUAUUUACUGCUUUUUCUAUGAUUGAGAGACAGUUUGAAUACAAAUUGUGAAUUGAAGAUUCAUACCCGCUCUACUGAAAUGAACCAAUCUUGGUGAUGUGUAGAUAUGUGUUCCUCAAGCACCUGAGCACUGGUAACGGAAUGUCCAAUAGUUUUAGAUUCAAGACCAGUGAGUUUGCACUACGGUUGGCUUGUUUAGUGUUAACUACUGAACUCAUCUGGUUGAGGGAACAAUGUGGGGGUUGCAGGAAGACCCCCCCCAGGUUAAGCUGCUGUAACUGAUACACCAAUAUGUUGAAUUAAUUGUUUGUAUAAUUGAGUUUUGUUCUGUGUAAUGAUGGCUGCUUUAAUGUCAAGGAGUCCUUUACAGUUGACUUAAAUUGUCAAUUGAAGUGGGGGAGAGAGAGCGUGUUAACGUUUCAGUCUACAAGGGGUAACAUUCAGGCCCUCCUUUUCAAAGUGUUGGGUGUCUUUCAUCACCGAAAUUGAUUAGAGCUACCUGUAUUAACACAUGGUUUACCUGUUGUGUGGUUUGUAUUUUCUACAGUAAAAUAAACCACUGUCUGAAAGGUGCA